This is a messenger RNA of Arctia plantaginis, 234 nucleotides long. The record is from the annotation of a GenBank genome assembly. NCBI's taxonomy places the organism in Eukaryota, Metazoa, Arthropoda, Insecta, Lepidoptera, Erebidae.
GCGGAGGAGCUUGCGCGCGCAGCUCGGGUGUGGGUCGAGAGGGGGCAGCGUGCGGCCUGGCUCGGCGGCGCUCGGCCGCGCUGCAGUGUGACGCGGCGUUACGUCACCGCCGCACGUAAAGAGGGGCCCGCGAAACAUUCGCGUAGCGACCGCCACGCCGCUGCUGCCGCACCCAGCUCGUGCAGUGCGCGCUGCACGGUAUCGCUGCACCGGCGCGUGUCGGCGCUAGUGUGA